This is a messenger RNA of Ylistrum balloti, 784 nucleotides long. RefSeq names its product ATP synthase subunit O, mitochondrial-like. The transcript has 8 exons. The record is from RefSeq and is a predicted model, not a curated record. Bases 13 to 642 code for a protein of 209 amino acids. NCBI's taxonomy places the organism in Eukaryota, Metazoa, Mollusca, Bivalvia, Pectinida, Pectinidae. Gene Ontology annotation, biological process: proton motive force-driven mitochondrial ATP synthesis. Gene Ontology annotation, molecular function: proton-transporting ATP synthase activity, rotational mechanism.
GCCUCUAUCAACAUGGCUUCGCUAAGAUUUGGACAAGGGGUGAGACAUUUUAGCUCAUCAGUUAUGAGAAGUCAGCUGAUAAAGCCUCCAGUCCAGGUAUAUGGUAUUGAGGGAAGAUAUGCUUCAGCACUUUACUCUGCAGCUUCCAAAAAGAAAGCACUUGCCGCAGUAGAAAAGGACCUCACUUCUCUUACGAAGACAUUGUCUGCAGACAUCAAACUUAAAGACUUUCUCUAUGAUCCGACUCAGAAAGUACAGGACAAGAAAGCUCUUCUUCAAGUUGUGUCGGAGAGGGGAAAAUUCUCUGAAAUGACAAAAAAUCUAUUUGAAACAAUGGCAGAAAAUGGCCGUCUUAACAAACUAGGAGCUGUCUCAGGCUCCUUCAACACCAUCAUGGCCGCUGAGCGAGGAAUAGUUUCUUGUACAGUAACAGUAGCAAAGACUCUGGAUGCUUCUACUCAGAAGGAACUUACAAGUAUUCUGGAUGGGUUCCUUAAGAAGGGUGAAACUUUGGAUCUAACCAUGAAAGUUGAUCCAUCAUUGAUAGGAGGUAUGAGGGUAGAUUUUGCUGACAAAUCUGUUGACAUGGCAAUGUCAUCCACACUGGGGAAGUACACCAACAUAAUUAGCCAGGCGUUGUAACACCAGCAACUAUAGACUAAUUUCGAGUGUGUUGUAUGCUUGUUGAACUGAAAAAGUAAUAUUGGAAGAAACAUUUCCAGUGCUAUUUGAGAUAUGUGUACAUUUUUAGAUUCUCAAUGAUUAAACAUUAUUGUAAGAAAAA